This is a messenger RNA of Drosophila virilis, 1346 nucleotides long. It is a transcript of the gene Non2, whose product is annotated as upstream activation factor subunit spp27 homolog Non2. NCBI's taxonomy places the organism in Eukaryota, Metazoa, Arthropoda, Insecta, Diptera, Drosophilidae. The record is from RefSeq and is a predicted model, not a curated record. Gene Ontology annotation, cellular component: nucleus.
AAGCUGCAACCCUAUUAAGACGCCGGAGAGGGUAUAAAGAAAAAAGAAAACGAGCCGCUUCACUCUUGGACCGAAAAAACACACAGGCAGCGAGAAAAAUAUUAUAAACAUAUUACAGGUGCUGACGAAACGUGUCUGGCUUCUGAGUCUGCGUCGGUCGUACAUCAAAACGAGAAAACAACGAGAACAAAAUGUCGGACAUCUCCAGCACUCAGCUGAGGAGCGAAAUUCAGUCUGUGCUCAAGGAUGCGGAUCUAUCGACCAUUUCGGCCAAGAGGGUGCGAGAGCAGGUGGAAAGCAAAUUGAAUUGCUCGCUGCUGAGCCGUAAGAAGGAGUUCGACAAGAUUGUGAUGGAGGUUAUCAACGAACAGCAGGAGGAGGAGGACGAUGACGAUGAGGACGAUGGCAAGGAUCCCGAUGCUGAGCCGCAGGACGAUAGCGACCCCAGCGAGGAGGACGAGGUAGCCAGCAGCAGCGAGGAGGAGAAAAAGAAGAAGCCGGCACCCAAGAAACGGCCACAGCCGACCAAGCACAAGUUGUCCGCCAAGAAGAAGCGCAAGAGCCUCAAUGCCGAUGAUUCGGGCACCGAAAGCGAUGCCGGCUCCGAUUCCGACUACGAGGUGGUCAAGAAGCCAGCGCCCAAAAAGAAGGCGGCCAAAUCCGCUGGCAGCGGCUCCGGCACUGGACGCAAGAGCACAGGUUUCACACGAGCCUACAAUCUGUCGCCGGAACUGUCCGCUCUCAUGGGCGCCGACUCGUUGCCGCGUCACGAGGUGGUCAAGAAGGUGUGGGCCAUCAUCAAGGAGCGCGAUUUGUACGAUCCGAAGAACAAGCAGUUCGCCAUAUGCGACGAUGAGCUAAUGAAGGUCAUGAAGGUGAAACGCUUCCGCACCUUCGGCAUGCUCAAGCACCUGAAGCCGCACUUCCUUGACUAAGCUGCUCUCUGCAGCCACAUGCCCAGUCCCAUCCAGAUGCAAUUGGUCAACAAGCACCAACAACAACAACAACAACAGGCACACGCACACACACAUACAACCACGAGCACACACCCACACACACACACACAUAUAUAAGCAAACGCAUAUACACAUCGCUUAACAUUUAGUUUAGUCCCUUUGAUUCCUUUGAAUGCAAAUUUUCGGCUCUGCGACAUUUGUUUGUUCCAUUUAUCGCUGUUUUUUUUUUUUAAGGAUUAUUUGCACGCGGUGUAGACGACGUCGUCGAUGACUUAUUUUGGGCUCGGCCAAGGGGUCCACCCCACCAAUAUGUUAGGAUUAAACCUAAUUAAGACGAAUCUACAAUACUUUCAUGUAGUCUACGGCAUUUUAAGUAACGAAAUAACAAAA